CAUAAGUUAUUGUUCUUGGUCGGUCCACAACAAUGGCGACCGGUUCAUCGACUCAAACCCUGGCGGUCGCCCUUCUCUUGCUCGCCGUUCAGGUGGUCCAGGCGGAUUAUUACCGGCCACGACCACCGCCGAGCCCUAGCCAUAAACGGUACGUCCCGAAGAUCCCGCUCCCGAGCCCUAACCCUAACCCCAUACCGGUCUAUCCGACCCCAACCCCGACCCCUCAGCCUCCUGCUGGCUCGUUGGCUCAGCAGUUCCUUGAGCCUCAAAACGCUGUCCGGGCCCAGCUUGGGCUGCAGCCGAUGGUGUGGGAUGGGCAGCUGGAGGGGUACGCGACCUGGUGGGCGAACCAGAGGCGAUACGACUGCGCACUCACCCACUCGACAGGGCCGUACGGAGAGAAUCUAUUCUGGGGAAGUGGGUCGGACUGGACGCCGGCUCAGGCGGUGCAGACGUGGACGGUCGAGGGAAAGUUCUACAACUACUACGACAACUCGUGCGGGGGCGGAGAGAUGUGCGGCCACUACACUCAGAUCGUGUGGCGGGACACCAAGCGGCUCGGCUGCGCUCGAGUCGUCUGCGACAAUGGCCUUGGCGUCUUCAUCACCUGCAACUACGACCCUCCUGGCAACUACAUCGGCGAGAAACCCUACUGAUUAAUUAAUUAUUUAAUUUACCUUUUUUUGGUGAUUAAUUAAUUUCUGUUUGAUUUUCUUUUUCUUUUCCAAAUUCUCGUGAGUUUCGUUUAUUUUUCCGUAGAAUAAUUUUACGGUUUGCAUGAAUCGUACGUGCUUGUUUGCCUUGAUGUUUUGGUGGGUUUAAUCGUGUAAAUGAGUGGUGAAAAGAUGUUUGA
Messenger RNA from Tarenaya hassleriana, 853 nucleotides. Its product is annotated as pathogenesis-related protein PR-1-like. The transcript has 2 exons. Lineage: Eukaryota; Viridiplantae; Streptophyta; Magnoliopsida; Brassicales; Cleomaceae. The record is from RefSeq and is a predicted model, not a curated record. The coding region runs from base 33 to 656 and encodes 207 amino acids. Gene Ontology annotation, cellular component: extracellular region.